Microthlaspi erraticum is the source of this 981-nucleotide messenger RNA. The record is from the annotation of a GenBank genome assembly. NCBI's taxonomy places the organism in Eukaryota, Viridiplantae, Streptophyta, Magnoliopsida, Brassicales, Brassicaceae.
AUGAAGACCAUAUUGCAACAGAUAAUCCAAGGACAAGCUAAUAGUGCCUUAGAGUUGAACAAGAGGAUGGUUGAGAUUCACAAUAAGGUUGAUUGCUCAUACAAUGAUCUAAACAACAAGUUUGAGUCUCUAACUACCAAAGUGCUUACCUUGGAAGCUAAAGUUGGUGGUUCUUCAUCAUCAAGUACAAAGGAGUAUUGUCAUGCAGUUUUCUCUACUAAAGAUGGUGUGGCUGAGACUGAAGAGAAUGAGAGAGCUAUAGAAGAACUUUACAGGCUCCUUCAUGGUACAAGUGUUGAGAUUUCUGUGAAUGAGGAGACUUCUCAAGCUGAAAAACGAAAUGCCAAGGAGGAAGCCUCAAAGAUUGUUGCAAGAGAAGAAACCAUCAAGGUUGAGCCUCCUCUUUACAAACCAGAGCUUCCAUUUCCUGAGAGAGUUCUCACUAAAACUCAAAAGAAGGUAGUCUCCACAUUCAGGAAUGAUAUGAGCAAUAUUGGUGUUCAUCUACCAAACAUAGGCAAUAUGCAAGAAGCUCACCUCCAAAUAGAGCUGAUUAGAGAUGUUCUUGUGAACAAAGAGAGAGUGGCAGCGCUUCUUGAGCUCUCUACACCACCAGAUCCUGCCCAUAUCACGCCAACCUCCAUUCCCAAGCUUGAGAAACAAGGGAAGUUCACAUUGCCUUGCACCCUUGGAGAUUUGAAGCUUGAUGAUGCUCUUGUGGAUUCUGGAGCAAGUGUGAAUCUGAUAUCACUUGCCAUGGUUAAGCAACUGGGUAUAAAGAGCAUGACGCCUCCUAUAUCUUCUAUCAUGUUUGGAGAUGCCUCUUCUAAGUCUCCACUUGGUCUAAUCAAGGAUUACCCUUUAAAGAUAGGAGACUGCAAGGUUCCAACUGAUCUGACUGUUUUGGGUAUGUAUGGAGAUAAGGAAGGUACCAUUGAUCCUUGGAACACCAUUCCUUACAACUGUUGGAGCCUCAAUUGA